CCAGCAGUAGUUGCAACAACAGCAACGACAACAACAGUUGUUGAUGCCGGCAACAACAGUUCAUCAUUUGCCUCGUCAUGCUCAUCAUCGUCCUCAUCAUCAUCAUCAUCCGCCUGGUCCAACAUCGAGGAUGCCAGCAGCAACGGCGGCGCCUCCGCCGAUGAGGAGCCAACAACCGAUGCUGUCGAGACGCCAACAACAACAACAGCAACAACGUUGUCAAUGAUGAUGACAACGCCACGCCCCGUUCUUCUAACUGCCGUCAAUCCGCACAUAAUCUGCCACUUGUGCCAGGGCUAUCUGAUCAACGCGACGACCAUCGUGGAGUGUUUGCACUCGUUCUGCCACAAUUGCCUCAUCAAUCACCUGCGCAAGGAGCGCUAUUGUCCACGCUGUGAGAUGGUCAUCAACAAUGCCAAGCCCAACAUCAAAUCUGAUACCACAUUGCAGGCAAUUGUCUACAAGCUCGUGCCCGGUCUCUAUGAACGGGAGCUGAUGCGUAAGCGCGGCUUCUACAAGGAUCGGCCACAGGAGGCGGCACUGGCAACGCCCGAACAGCGAGGCGAUGACACUGAACAUCUGAUUUUCAGUCCCUCCGAUGAUAUGUCUCUGUCGCUAGAGUAUGCCGAACUUGGCGAGUUGAAUGCGGAAUCAGAGAUGGAAUUUGGUGAUACACUGCGUCCCCGGUAUCUGCAGUGCCCGGCAAUGUGCCGGGUGAGUCACUUGAAGAAGUUCGUCUACGACAAGUUCGAGAUCGAUGCGAAUCGCUUCAGCAUCGACAUCAUGUACAAGGUGAAGACGAUUGUGCUGCUGGACUACUACACGCUGAUGGACAUUGCCUACAUCUAUACGUGGAAACGGGAUGCGCCGAUGCGUUUCUAUUUCCGUGUCUACGAAUCGCCACAGCCACUGAUCAAACCUGCUCCGCCCGCCAUCAAGGCACAAGUGUUGGCGCCACUGAAACUGGAACCGCUUACAGUCCAGCCAGCCUCCACUCCAUCUCCUUCUCCUCCUGCUCCGGCUACGGCUCAUCCGCCCACGACCACGCCAUCACUGGUGGUUGUCAAGAGAGCCACGCCCUCACCCCCAACCCCAGCAAGCGCUGUGCAGCCGGCUCGCAUUAAAGUGGAGCAGACCCAGGAUGAGUUUCGCAUUGUGCCCAAGCUGAACUCGCCCAUGGAGCAGCCGCUGAAGCUGGUCAUCAAUCGGCAGGUGGUGGAGAAGCGCGAGAAGACGCCACAAGAGAAGUAUCAUCAUUCGCCCAAGUCCAGCACCAACAAGAAUCUGCCCUCGCCCACCACGCCCACCUACAACAAGGAGGAGCCGAACAUUAAGCUGAAGAUCGAUCUGUCCAAGCAGAACAGCGUCACAAUCAUCAACAUGUCCGAUCCGGAUCGCAAGGAGAUUGUCAAGCCACUCAAACCGGAGAAGGAGUCACGCUCCAAGAGCAAAAAGGACAAGGAUGGUAGUCCAAAAUCCUCCUCCAGCAGCAGCAGUAGCGAGCGGAAGCGCAAGAGUCCAUCGCCGUUGACGGUGCCACCGUUGACGAUACGCACGGAGCGCAUCCUUAGUCCCAACGGUGUGAGCACUGUGCUCAGUCCACGCAUCACAAGCGGCGCCUGCCACGAGGAUCCCAAGUCGGAGUUCCUCAAAUCCUUUGCACUGACGCCCAUCAAAGUCAAGGUGGAGUCGCCCGAGCGGAUCAAUGGUCAGACCAAUCAGUGUUUUAACAUGUCCACGCUUAAGUGCAAGGCACAUCUGGAUGACAGUCUGCUGAUGAAGCCGCCCAGCGCCAUGGCGCCCAAAUCGAUUGCCUCGUCGAAGCGCAAGAGCAAGGAGCCCAUCAAGGCCAUCUCCAAGAAGCCCAAGCUGUCGCCACCACUGCCACGCGAGGACUUCAAGAUUCGGUUGCCCGCUGCCAACACGACGCUCAACACUCUGCCCCCGCCGCCCGCUGCUGCAAACGCUGAUAAACCGCUGAUGCCACCGCCAACCGCCAAGGCACCAAUUGCAGUGGCACGCCACAAAUCAACCCCAGCCAGCAGCAACAGCAACAGCAGCAUUGCCAGUGGAGCAACACAAUUGGCAGCAGCAACGCUACCCUUCCACGCACCGCCACACCACCAGGGCAUGCAGAUGGCUGCGCCCGGCAAUCGUACGCCGAUUGCCAAGCGAUACCAGCCCAUAUUGCCGAAGGCGUCGCGUCCCAAUCCCUUUGCCAACAUACCCAGCGAUGUCAAUCGUCUGCUGAAGGAUGCCGGCACCGAAAUCAAGUCCAUUGCCAGCCAGGCCAAGCCACAUGUGUAUGGGCCCAAGAGCCAGGAGCUCAAAAUGGGACCACCACCAGUGCCAGUCAACAAAUCCAACAGCAACCACAACAGCAACAGCUCAAACUCCAGCAACAACAACGGCAGCAGCAGCAAGUCAAACAACUAUUUAAAUUUGGCCUUGUUCAAUGCGAGCAAAUCGAAGGGGAAGGAGGCGCCACCGGGCUGCCGCACGCCCAUGUACACGCCCAAUUCGCCCAUCUAUUCGCCCAGCUCGCCACAAUAUGUGCCCAACUAUAAUAUACCCACCAUGCCCACCUACAAAUACACGCCCAAGCCCACAACGACAACAACAGCAGCAACAACAACAACCACAGCAGCAACAACAGGCCCAAAUAACAGCAGCAGCAGCAGCAGCAGCAACUACUUGCAAAAUAUGCUAAAUGGCAGCAACUCUGGCCUCGCCUCCGGUUUGGGCAGCCUUUUUCCCACACCGCCCACCAAAGCGGAUCAGAAUACGAAUCCAGCUGUUGUGGCUGCUGCCGCUGCUGUGUCGUCUGCCGGCGAGGAUGCGCCCGAGAAGCAACAGGUGAAGGUCAAAUCGCUGCUCAACUCGUGCAACAUCAACAUACCCUCGUCGCUGUCGAUAACCAUAUCGCGUGACAAUGGCGACGCCUCCUCGCCGAGCAAUGCCGCGCACGCCAAGCACAAGAGUCCCGUCAACAACUACAUCGAAAUUGUCAAGUUGCCCGACCAGCCAGCAGCAGCAGCAGCAGCCACAGCUGCUGCUGCAACGCCAGCCAGCGUUGCGCCGCCAGAGAAGGAGCCGGUCAAAGCACAGCCAGUUAAGUUGCCGGCGCCGCCGAGCAAAACAAUACCAUCGCCACAGCAUCUGUUGGCGCGGAUGACGCCGCCCGCACAGCAGCUGCCCAACUCGAGCAAUCCGCCCACGGCAGUGGUGCCGCCGAAGAGUUCACCCAAAAUGGGUGCAGGUAAAGCAGUGCUGACACCGCAGCAGUCGGACAAGAAGACGCCCAGUCCCGAGAAGCGUAGCGCCCAUUCGCCCAAUUCCGGUGAGAAUAAAUCACCGAAAGCAACGCAGUCAGGCGGAGCAACUGGCUCUGGCUCCGGCUCCAACCAAACGCUCAAUGGCGACUCGGCUGCCAAAAAGUUUCGUCCGAUUUUGCCACGACAGAAUGCAGUCGGUGGUGCUGAGCUGGCGCCCAAGUUGCCCAACGUUUUGCCCCUGCCACCUGGCUACAAUUUUGCCAACAGUUUGCCAGCCAACAGCAACAGCAACAACAACAGCAGCAACAACAACAACAGUAGUAACAAAAAGGUGCCCGCCAGCAAAAAGUCACCGAAUCCGGCUAAUCCGAAACUGUCGCUUUGCAAUGGCAGCAACGCGGCCACGCCCACGCUGGCCAAGGGGGGCGCUGCAAAGAAGAAGCAACCGACGCCGCCGCCAGCAACAAGUAGCUGUUUGAAGAUGCCACCACCAGCAACACAUCCGCAUCCACAUUUGCCCAACAUGAAUGCCCCGCUGGGCAUUGCCUCGGCAACGAAUCAACUGGAUUUGAGCAACUUUCUCAAGGAGAAUCUGAUACGUGCCCAGGCCGCCCAAGCGGCCCAGGCUGCACAGGUUGCCGCCCAGGCGGCGAAUCAAUCGAAUCUGUUGUACAACUUUGGACCCGCCAUGUACAACUAUCAGCAGGCGUAUCUCAUGGAGCAGCUGUCGCGGAUGCAGCGCGCCGGCAACGAGGUGUUCAACGAUUAUCUGCAGAAGCUGAAGAGUGUCGCCAGCUCCAGUGAUGAGCACAACAAUAAGUCGGUCAUGCCCAUGCUGCCCACCGUCACCCUGCCAACGGCCGCCAGUCAGGCAAUUGCUGGCGUGGCGGCGGCGAGUCCAAAGACCUCGCCACAUGCCGCCGCAGCUAAGCUGACGCCAGCGGCGACGCCGGCCUUGGCCAAAAGACAGCCAAGUCCCCGGCCACAGGCGGCAGCCACCAGCAACGUCAUGUCCCUGGCCAAGAGCAAGUGAAGUGAAUUGCCUCGAGCACCCACCACCACCCAACACCACCCACCAAAAAGAAGAGCAACCAACCACCAC
Drosophila grimshawi is the source of this 4377-nucleotide messenger RNA. It is a transcript of the gene Psc, whose product is annotated as polycomb group protein Psc. The record is from RefSeq and is a predicted model, not a curated record. Gene Ontology annotation, molecular function: promoter-specific chromatin binding; metal ion binding. NCBI's taxonomy places the organism in Eukaryota, Metazoa, Arthropoda, Insecta, Diptera, Drosophilidae. The annotation marks the transcript as partial. The transcript is spliced from 4 exons. Gene Ontology annotation, cellular component: PRC1 complex. Gene Ontology annotation, biological process: negative regulation of transcription by RNA polymerase II.